GAAAAUCUGCGCUUGCCCUUUAAGCGGCGGGACUUCUGGUCAACGUCUUCUACAGCCGCCGGAAGGGGAAGUUUCGCCUUCGAACGCUCCCUCGCUCGUCCGAAUUCGGUGGCGCCACGUCCGCCCUUCUCCGCCUUCUUAGCCGCGGCUUGGGCGGCUUCCGCCUCGACACCUUCCACUCGCGGAGCGGGCCCUGUCGUGAGGGGCCGAGUACGGGGAGUCGGGCGGCUGUGCGCACCCUGGCCACUUAAAAGGCGAAGAUGUCGGACAUCGGGGACUGGUUCAGGAGCAUCCCGGCCAUCACGCGCUAUUGGUUCGCCGCCACUGUCGCGGUGCCCUUGGUCGGCAAACUCGGUCUCAUCAGCCCGGCCUACUUCUUCCUCUGGCCCGAAGCCUUCCUCUAUCGCUUCCAGGUUUGGAGGCCAAUCACUGCCACCUUUUAUUUCCCUGUGGGUCCAGGAACUGGAUUUCUUUAUUUGGUCAAUUUAUAUUUCUUAUAUCAGUAUUCUACACGACUUGAAACAGGAGCUUUUGAUGGGAGGCCGGCAGACUAUUUAUUCAUGCUCCUCUUUAACUGGAUUUGCAUCGUGAUUACUGGCUUAGCAAUGGAUAUGCAGUUGCUGAUGAUUCCUCUGAUCAUGUCAGUACUUUAUGUCUGGGCCCAACUGAACAGAGACAUGAUUGUAUCGUUUUGGUUUGGAACGCGGUUUAAGGCCUGUUAUUUACCUUGGGUUAUCCUUGGAUUCAACUAUAUCAUCGGAGGCUCGGUAAUCAAUGAGCUAAUUGGAAAUCUUGUUGGACAUCUUUACUUCUUCCUAAUGUUCAGAUACCCGAUGGACUUGGGAGGAAGGAAUUUUCUCUCCACACCUCAGUUUCUGUACCGCUGGCUGCCCAGCAGGAGAGGAGGGGUGUCAGGAUUCGGUGUGCCCCCCGCAAGCAUGAGGCGAGCUGCAGACCAGAACGGCGGAGGCGGGAGACACAACUGGGGACAGGGCUUUCGGCUUGGGGACCAGUGAAGGGGCGGCCUCGGGCCUGCCCACCAGCCACUCCGCUCAGAUGACGUUUCCUCCCAGUGCUGGGUGUGCUUACCAACCAAGUUCUAGCAAACGCUGUCGGACCCGACCCACACUGAAUGUAGUCUUUCAGUACAAGACACAAUUUUUUAAAUCCUGAAGAAAAAUAUAAGUGUUCCUCAAGUUUCGUGAUUCUCAUUCAAGUCCUUACUGCUACGAAGAACAAAUAUCAACUGUGCAAAUUUCAGAACUGACUAUAUUUUUUUGGUGUCUUCUCUUCCUUUUCCGUCUGAAUUAAUGGGUUUUGGCAGGUCCCGGUCUGCUGGCACCAAGCUGGGCUUGUGGGGUGGGGUCACCAAACCCUUGACAAAGGGACUCUUACCUCUUUCUCGCACACAUGCCUCCCUCCUUCUUUCCCCAACCCCCACACUUGCAGCUAGAGGAGGUUGCCCAUAACAUGGUUCUGCCUGUGACAAGCUCUCUUAUUUAUUGACUUCUGCCAAGGCUUGGUCACAGAGAACUUGUCCACCGCGUUCCCCCCUUUGGUGGCAGAACUAUAACAAUAGAAGAGAAGACUGGACCAGCGGACGGAGAGCUUCAUCAGCUUUUGGAAUUGCUGUGACCUGGUAUCAUGUGCAACCAUUUGCCACCUCUACAGAUGUUUCUUAUGGGAAAAAAAAAAAAAAAGCACCACUGUGUCAGUGAGGGCCACAGACUGGGGCUGAGGGUUGUUGCUAGUCCUUUUUGUUUUCCCCAAGUCAAGUGGUGGAAACUCAAGUGGAGCUGCAUCUUGCUGGGGUGGGGGGUGGGGCUAAGGUGAACUGGGGGGCAUACUGCAAACUCCCUUUGCAUCUCAUGUAGAGCAUACUGGUUUUGUGUGGGCCCAGAGUAGUUUGGGUUGUGUUGUGCUAGAAAGUUCCAAAUCACAUUUGCCGCAGGGAGUUGCUCUCUCUGAGAGAGACCUGGGCAUGAUCACAUUUCCUCCUCCUUCUAGUUUUAUGUUCAUUGAAUAGUGUGGACAGGACAACCUCAUACCCUAUUUAAAUUGUCUUUUUUCUCUCCUUCCCCUUUUACUGGCCAUGUGCUUCAGUUAAUUGUGAGGAAGGUGCAGCUCUCCUCUGUACAGAGAUUGUAUGUUGAGAGCUACUACAAGCACAUCUAGGUAGAUCCCAUAACUUUGGGUUGUAAUGGCUUUAGAAUCAUUUGUGCUUGAGGGUCUUUAUUUUGAGCCAUGAAGGUACACGUCAUGAAUGCACAUCAGACCAGCGUAAAUACCCACAACUUCUGUUUUCAUAGGUGGGCUUUUUCACAUCAGAGUGAGGCUUAUCCCCCAAUAAAGUUUUUUUGAAGGCCCUGGUGUUUGCCAGUUUCUUAAUUUGUGUUUUUAGUCCGAAAGCAGCCUGCCAGGACCAGUGUUGAGUGGCUGCCACACUUGGAGUCAGCUGGAAAGGCUUUGGUCGUUUUGAUUGGUUUCUUCUCAGGAAACUUUGUGCUCUACCAGUGUGACUGUCCCGCGCCCCACCUCUAAACAGUAGUGACGUGUGUUCUCCCAGGAAGUGAGGAUUUGAAAACAGCUCGUUUUUAAAAAAAGUUUGUUUGUGUGUACCUCUCCAUAUUUAAGUUAUACCAUAAAAUAGGAGGCCGAGAGAAUCUGAACCUCAACUGUCAUAUGUUUUUGCUGUUGACCUGUGGCCACAAUAAAAUUUACUUGUAAACUUUUAGAAGCCAUUAGUCCUGUCAUGUCGCAUGUGCGCUCAUCGUACAGGAGCGGAAACUCAUUGUACGUGUAAGAAGGUUCUCGUAAGUGAGCCCGACGCUCUUUGCCCUCUUAGCCACUCAGCUGCCUGCUAGCAGUAGUUUUGGUAAGGGUUACAAGUAUUCUUUAGGACACCUAAGUUCAAGGCAAAAUGUUCAUUAAAUUUUCCUUUUCAAAUACAUUUAGGGAGCUGAUCAUUUUGUCUGGAUGACCUGUCUUUUUGGAAUAAUUUUAGCUAAGCAAGCUAUUUGAGAUUUGAUUUGGCAAGGCAAGACAUGAUGGUGGAUUCUAUUAAUGAGUGAAAUUAAAAAAAAACAAACUUAUUUUGUAUCGAGAACUUCCCCUUUUGUAACUAAUCCUUUUUAUUGAUAAAAAUUGUAAAUUAAAGUGUACAACUUGA
Canis lupus familiaris (dog) is the source of this 3169-nucleotide messenger RNA. It is a transcript of the gene DERL1, whose product is annotated as derlin 1. The record is from RefSeq and is a predicted model, not a curated record. The coding region runs from base 261 to 1016 and encodes 251 amino acids. Gene Ontology annotation, molecular function: ubiquitin-specific protease binding; misfolded protein binding. Gene Ontology annotation, biological process: endoplasmic reticulum unfolded protein response. Gene Ontology annotation, cellular component: Hrd1p ubiquitin ligase ERAD-L complex; endoplasmic reticulum membrane. NCBI's taxonomy places the organism in Eukaryota, Metazoa, Chordata, Mammalia, Carnivora, Canidae. The transcript has 8 exons.